AUGGCGCACAGCCAGCAGACCUUCGUGAUCGCCGAGGUUGACGGCCUAUACCGCCCUCUUGCCGCUCUCAACAAUCCAGACCUCGGCGGGAUGCGUGCCCUGGCCCAGUGCCAUCGCCAGCUCCAGAUAUUCUCCCAUCCCAGUAACCGGAUUGCCCUCGAGGCGGAGCUCUUCUCAGCUAAGACAUUCUUCAAAAACUGGACCGCACCGGACACCAAGCGACCGAGUAGCUCCAACUAUAGUCUACGAUCCCCUUUUUCCUUCAUCUCCACCUGUUUGACAGUGGGAUCCUUGCAUCGCACCGACGGCCACCCUCCAGCCGCCAUACAAGAGCUUCCCUUUGAUAUUCCCUUUGAUUACUGCCCGAAUGGCGGAGGCAUCAUUGUUAUCGACAUCACUAAUUUGGAUAAACUCAAGUACUGCUUUGCGUUUAUUUCAAGUAUGACAUGCUCCCCACCUCUCCUUCCAGUCUAUAUUGCAAGCGCAUGUACUGAUAUCACAAAGGGCCUGCGCACUCCAAGGAGCGCAGUAGGGCUGCGCUCCCGCCCGCUCUCUGCCAGGCAGUAUCUUUUAACAUACUAUUCGGAACAUGACAAAUUUCUACAAGAGCCGCGGUCCGUGGCUAUAACUAGAGGGUUGGAAAGAUGGCCCAUCAUCGAUGUGGUUAACCUUGCAGGUAAAACACAAGCUCCUGUAACUGGUCCACGAGGAUUGGUUGAGCAGAGUGUCGACAAGAUGAUGAAAGCUCUCCAAUCAUCGUCAAGUGCAGUCGACCUCAACACGAUUAAACAGGAAAUGUCACAUUUUCCAGGGCUCAAAAAGCUUGUCCAGGACUGGUUUUGUCAAAACUCACACCUCAUGGACGGAUCUCCGACGACUCUCUCUCUCAUCUCCCUGGCGUAUGAAGGAGAACAGGUUCUCGACUGGGGCUAUUUCCCCAUUCUUGACGUUCCCUCCCUGGAAACCCUACUACAGAACCCCGAAUUUCAGAACGUCCACACGAUAAGUCUUGCCACACCACGAGCCAGUUACAAUCAUCCCAUACGACUAUGGCCCGUCCUCUCUACACUCCCAAACCUCAAAACCGUCUGUCUCCUCGACCCGCUCUCAGUCAACGGAUUCGUUACCUGCGAGCCUUUUGUCGAGCUGGCCCAGUCCGACCUCAACAUCCGCCUCAACAAACUCACCAUAACCGCACCCUUUUACCACUCCAUGCACGAAGAAAGCUGGAUCUCAGACGACACCUCUCCGCCAUUGCUCACACCCUCUUUCCCCAUUGCUCAACUCCUCGUCCACCACGAAAGGUCGAAGAUCUUCGACCUCGCGCAGUACGAGUACUUCUCCCUCGGCGACGCCCUCCUCAGCCCCGUCCGGCUCCUCACCGGCCUGUUCCAAUACAUGAGCAUGAUGCGCUCCCUCCUCUUCGUAACUGGCGGAACCACCUCCCUCAACGUGGCCGCAUGCUUCGCAGCCAGCUCCUCAUCCCUCACCCCAACGCAGUUCGGCGAGGUCGGCCCCCUCCCCGCCCAGAUCUACAAAUACGGCCUCCAGGCUGGCCGCAAAGUAUCCCAUCGAGGUCAGUUCUCCGCCAUGAGAGACCUCCAGCCCGGACAGUGGACCGUCCUCCUGCGCCAGAUCCGCUCCGCAACGUUUCAGUACGCGUUCGUCAGGGCCAGGAAGAUGAUACGCAUCAAGGAGUCCAUCCGGGGCCGCAAGCCCAUCGAGCCCGACAUGAUUGAGGUUUUCACUGUGGAGGAUUUCCUUCGCGAGACGGCACCGGACGUUGAUGUGGGUGGUGUGCAGAAUUUGUAUAGCCAGUUAUUGCCUGAUGGGUUCGACACAAGCAGCGUGUUGACCCAGUUGGAUUCACAGGAGGCGUGCAUUCUGUUAGAUGAAUUCGUCGAUAAGACGAAAGAAGUGGACUUCGUCAAGCAGUGCAUCGCAAAUCCCCCAGAGGUCAUAUGGGUCAGAUAA
This is a messenger RNA of Clonostachys byssicola, 1974 nucleotides long. The record is from the annotation of a GenBank genome assembly. Lineage: Eukaryota; Fungi; Ascomycota; Sordariomycetes; Hypocreales; Bionectriaceae.